Messenger RNA from Bombus impatiens (common eastern bumble bee), 4823 nucleotides. RefSeq names its product general transcriptional corepressor trfA. The coding region runs from base 606 to 3257 and encodes 883 amino acids. Lineage: Eukaryota; Metazoa; Arthropoda; Insecta; Hymenoptera; Apidae. The transcript is spliced from 4 exons. The record is from RefSeq and is a predicted model, not a curated record.
CGUUAUUUAUUGUCAUCCCAAAUUUGCCUUCGUUGGACGUCCCCAAGAUUUGAUUUACCGGAGUAGUGCAUCCAUUAGGAUGUAAACAUGAAUCGAAAUCACACUAAUGAUGCGAUUUAUCAUUAUUUUUAUUUUUUCCUUCUUAUUCUUAUCUAUAAUCUGCUGCUAGGCAGAUCUUCUCAGUUUCUGUCACAGUUGCUUCGAAGGAAUCAGUGUUAUUGCAAAUAGUAUUACGUGUGUUUCCUUUCAGUAACCAUCUGCUUUACUAUAGUGCAUUAUACGCUUAAUGAAAUUGUCGGUCUGCUUGUGAGUUUACGAGAAUGCGAGGAAGUUAGAAGAAUUAGAGAAGAAUUUGAGAAGAGUCGAGCUAUCAUUUGGGGAUAGAGUAAAUAAUUGUAUUAUUAUUCUUUUGAAUACAAAAUUAUUCUUUUGAAUACAGGAGAUAGGAAAAUAGUAAAUUUUAAAUGACAGUAAAUGAUUUUGGAUGACUUUAGAAUACCAACACGUUAUGGGUCGAUGAAUUCGCCACGAAACGGGGUAUACGCCUACCUAAAUAAAAACAUACAGUAUUGCAUAAAAAAAAAAAUAAAGGUCACUUUGAAAUUAUGGAAGUGCAUCCAUCUAGAUUUGUGGCCAUGAUAAGAUCUCCUCCCUUUCUCGAAACAGGAAUCACAGGUUUUAAACAUUAUUCAACCUUUAAAAUAUCUCCCACUGUCAUAGAAGAGAGACAAAAAUUUUGGAAUGAAUUAUUUCUUAAAUAUUCAGAAAGAGAAUCUGAUGAACCUGAGUUGGAUAUCUUUACAUUAAAACCAUGUCGAAAAAAAUUCUAUGAGAAGGAGAAAACAAAAGUAGAAACGAUAAAGCAGCCUAUGUGUAAACCAUUAAGUGUGGUACAAUAUUGGGUAAAUACAAGUUAUCUACCUUAUAAAGAACUUUAUGUAAAUAAAGACAAACAAUUGAAUAUUGAAUUGUCUUUGACAAGCGAAGAAUGUAUAAGUUCAUCGCAUCAUAAGUCUUCUAGUAGUUCUGUUGAUACUGCUGCUUAUAUUUUAUCAAAUAUGAACACAACUAAUAAAGUAGAAACAAUGGCUAUUGUAGAGGGAGCAAAAUAUAAUUCAAUAGGAAGUUUUCAAAAGAUACAGGAUAUCGAUAUAAUACAAAAUAAAAUAUGUGAAGAGAAUAACGGAAACAGUAAUGAAAAUAUAUUGGAGACUAAUGGUAGUGAUGAACAGCAAUAUUCUCCUAAGAUUUGUGAAAUGUCAAAUCACGUGUUAUUACAAAAGGAUAAGGAUGAGGAGGAAUAUACGACACAAGCACAAAGAAAUAUAUGUGCAGAUGUUGCUACAGAUAUGCUGUCAGGAACAAUUAAUAGACAUGAAAAGUUAAUACGUACAUUUCAUGAUAGUAUUAAUAGAAAUUCUUACAUUGAACAAAAUUUAUCAAAUACAAAAUCACCACAUGUCGACCAAACUUACUUGACAGAAGAAAGCUUUAAGUUCGAAGAUAGUCCCACAAAAAUAGGACAUCGGAAGAAAUUAUAUACUGGUAGAGAUUCACCUGUUGAUCUUAUUAGCAUGAAAAGUAAUAACAGAAGUUCAAUAUCUAAUUCAAAUAAAAAUUUACAUCCUGCAUUAGAGUUUGAAUGUACGUUAUCAAAAACAUUUAAAAUUAGUAAGAAAAGAAGAAUGAGUUGCUUUUCCACAUAUAAUAAACUAAUGAAUAAUAACCAAUUUAGUACUUCUAAUCAUAAGAAACGUAAAUGGAAGAAAAGUAUAUCAAAAUUCAAGACUAUAAAUGACAACAUUACAAAGAAUUCAGUGAUAGACCAACAUUUACUAAAAAGUGGCACUGAUAAAUAUGUAAAUAGAUCUCUAUCAGCUAAUGUAUUUAUAAAUAAACAAUCCGAAUUUAAUAAAUCCGUAAAUCGUUUACAAAAAAUAAAUACAAAAGAACAUAAGAAAUUAGAAGAAUUACAAAGUUUGAAUCCAGUAGUUUGUUUAACACGAUUAUCAAAAGAUGAUAUUGCAAAAUAUAAAAGAUCAAAGAAGAUAAUAAAAAGUAUUAACAAUUUAAGUACGAUUGAAUUAUCAGGACUUAGUAAUCAACGACGUAGACGAUUAAAUAAAAUGACAAAUAUGAAACACUUAGUUGUUCGUUUAUCACGUUUGUCAGAACACGAUAUUGAAAAAUAUAAGAGGCUAAGUAAUGUGGCAUUAAACCUAAAUUCAAAGGUUCGUUUAAAACAAUCAUCAGAGAUCGAAAUUCAAAAGUAUACAAAAUCUACUAACACUAUGAACAAUUUUAGAAAUUUAAAUCCAGUAGUUUUGUUAAAAAGACUGUCAAACUUUGAUAUUCAAAAAUAUAAAAGUGCCAAUAAUAAAAGUACAUUAGGUAGAAGAGAUUCAUUUUCAAAAUUCGCCCAAUUACAAAAUGGUGAUAAGAUUAAUAACCUUCCACAACUUGAUAAAUUAAUGCGUAUGACUUCUAUGUUACAUGCUGUUGCAGUAACCGAAGACACAGCUAGCGACCAAACUACUGUUUUGCUUUGUAAGUGUGAUAAUAUGUCACUCAGCGACUGUUCUACAGAUAAUUUAUCUAUAUUUUCAAAAAAUAGUUCUCAACCCCAUUCUAUUUCUGUAAAAACUCGUAAUAAUCAUAUGUCACAAAUAAAAGAAAAAUUUCAUGAAAAAGGAGAAGAAUUAAAUAGCGAAAUAUGUAAUAAAAAAGUAGGUAUGACAAAAACGCAUGUUAAAAAUAAAAUAGAAAGAGAAAAUGAUAAAAGUCAAUUAGAGCUUAGUAUCAAUAAAAGCAAUCUUAAGAAUAAGCGUGAUUCGAGAAAAAGACAAUUUACAAAGCUACAUAGUAAAGAUAAUUCCUUUGAGACUAAUUCGGAAACUUUAGAUAUAAAUAAAGAUGUACUUCUUGAAAGACGUAAUGAAUGUAUAAAUAAGAAUAAAAAGAAAUCACAUAUCUCAUUUUCCUCUGACGAAGAUAAUGAAUUUAUGAAACUUGUACAUUGUUCAGAAGAUAUGCAAAAAUUAAAACUAAGACAAUAUUAUAAAGUAUUGAAUGAAAAAUUCAAUAGUACAGUAGAUAAAUUAGAAGAAACAAGGAAUAGUAUAAUAAAAUUUACAGUUUCAAGUAUGAAUUCAACUAGUUUAUCAAAUAAGUUAUUUUCAGAUUCUAUAAUUAAAGAUGGUACGUUUAAAAAAAAACAAGAAAAUUUAAGCCCAAUGAAAAAUGAGAAGUGUUUGUAACAAUGUAAUUUAUUGGUGAAAGAAGAUCGUAAUCAAAAGUUACGUAAAACAGGAACUGAAAUUGAAAAUUUAAGUUAUUAUCCAAGAUGAGUGUUACGGAAAACAAAAGCAAGUCUUUAUGUCUUAAAACAAAAAUUUUUGAUCCUGAACCAUUGACCUAAUAAUUUAUUUUGAGAUGACAAAGAAUAACUUAAUAGAAAAUAAUUUAGUUAUUAUAUUAAAAAAAAAAUCUUUGGUAUAUAUAGCAAAAUGUAAUGCAUUUAACUCGUUGCAGCAAAUUAUGUGUGCAGAAGUAAAUGCUGGUGACGUAGAAUAAGAUUCAACUAAUAUGGAAUAGAUAUUAUAUACAGCAUAUUCUUGUUAUUUUUAGUGCGCAUUUUGUUCUUAAAUGACAAAUACGAAGAAAGGAUGACAGAAGAAAAACUUAUACAAUGUUUUAUAAGCGAUACAACAACGUAUAUUAAUUUUCUAUAUUUGCAAUGUUUAUAUAUGUUAUUGUAUUUUUUCUCUUUCAUCUUGUUCUGUCUCCGUUUACGAGAAAAAUGUCUAUACAUCUAUCUUAUAGUAAUAAUGUACAUAUCUACAUAUUCUGCCGCACAUUUCUUUCGUAGGCGACACUAAAUGCAGUUUCUCGUGACGACCAUAGUCGUCAUUUGCGGCAAUACGUUAACCGGUACUCUCAAAUAACGAUUCAAGUUUUUGAUAGAAAGUAGUAAUAUGGUUAAAUGUAAUAGGUUCCAAAGGUUAGAUAUCUAAGUAAAUGUGUAAAAAAUGUAGAAAAAUUGACAAGGAACUUAUUAUCGCUGCAACGAAAUGUAAAAAUAUAAAAAUUAAUAUAAGUAGCAUACUUAUAUAGAAAUUAACUCGAUCUGAAUUAAUUAAAAACAGGUAAUAUUGAAGUAUCUUUAUUUUAAAAUUGCUGGAUAAUAUUUCAGAAACUUGCAGGAGUAUUUAAGAAUUUUCGGGGCUUCUCAAACAUAAAGAACUAAAACAAGCUGCCUGAACUUAAACGACUUAGUAUGCAAAUGAUAUACAUAACAAAGGUUAAAAAAUAGGUUGGACGGAGGGUUAAAUGAAGAAUUUGUUUGAUUCUCUAUAUUGCAUGUUUUACAUACAUAUAAAGCACUAUUAUAUAUUUUUUGCUCUUGUAUAUAUAUUUUGAUUAAUUUCUUAUUUUCAAUUAUUAAUUUAUUGUUUGCAAUUAAUCAAUGUUUCGUUCCUAUGAUACUUUAUAACAACUUAUAUUAAAAUAUAACAAUAAACUGUUUUUUUAUACAUGUUCUGUUCCAGAUCCAAAGUUAUUACAUAGUUUUAUUAUUAUUAUUUGUUUGAGUAUAGUUUGCUAAGCAUCCUGUUUCUUGUACAUAUGUUCCCUAUAAUCAAAAUUUGCAGAAAGUCUUUCCAAUUUUUUUCUUUUCCAUACAGUUCAAAGAUGUUUACAUUUCAGUGUUUUCAACUUUUCCAUAUUACGUCUUCAUUUGCAUUGCUUAUCUUAUAUAUAUUCUGUUAGCAAAAGAUUGUCCUCAAACAGCAACAGUUCCAUUUGUUUGAUUACUUUUUGGUAUC